Oxyura jamaicensis (ruddy duck) is the source of this 2069-nucleotide messenger RNA. RefSeq names its product galanin receptor 3 (gene GALR3). Gene Ontology annotation, molecular function: galanin receptor activity. The record is from RefSeq and is a predicted model, not a curated record. NCBI's taxonomy places the organism in Eukaryota, Metazoa, Chordata, Aves, Anseriformes, Anatidae. Gene Ontology annotation, cellular component: membrane. The transcript has 4 exons. Gene Ontology annotation, biological process: neuropeptide signaling pathway; adenylate cyclase-modulating G protein-coupled receptor signaling pathway. Bases 332 to 1567 code for a protein of 411 amino acids.
GCCAGAUUCCCCUUGUUUGCACCUUCUAUCGGGUCAGCAAUACCCCACACCCACAGAUCAAAUGCGUCCCACCAGCACUUUUCAGAGACCUGUUGAACUCUGAUUUGAAAGCACAUUAAAGGCGACACAGCACAGUGCAGGGUGCUGCUGCCGGGGGGUGUUCCUUCUCCGUGUCCUCGCAGCCCUGGCCAAGCCUGGUUGAAUGUCAGCUGGGAUGAAGACUUGCCAAAGCAAGAAAUCCUGAAAGGUUUAAAAGCAGCUUUGGGAUUGUAGGAGAAAUGUGGGCUGUCUCUCUGUCCCUGCCUGCAGGGCCCUGCUGUCAGAUGGGGAGAUGCCAGGGGGCUGGAACGCCUCCUCCAAUAGCCCAGAGCUGCGAGCAGCAGGGAUCAUCGUGCCCAUCAUCUUCUCCCUCAUCUUUCUUCUGGGCACCGUGGGGAAUGGGCUGGUGCUGGCCGUGCUGCUACGGAAUGGCCAAGUGAAGUACAACACCACCAACCUCUUCAUCCUCAACCUGGCCAUGGCUGACCUGUGCUUCAUCGUCUGCUGUGUCCCCUUCCAGGCCACCAUUUACACCCUGGACGGGUGGCUCUUCGGGGCCUUUGCCUGCAAGGCCGUGCAUUUUCUGAUCUACCUCACCAUGUACGCCAGCAGCUUCACCCUGGCUGCGGUCUCCAUUGACAGGUACCUGGCCAUCCGCUAUCCACUGAAGUCCCGGGAUCUCCGCACCACCCGAAACGCAGGAGUGGCCAUCGUAGUGAUCUGGUCGCUGUCGCUGCUCUUUGCAGGGCCUUACCUAAGUUACUACCAGAUUGUCCAUUACCACGGGGUGCCCAUCUGCGUCCCCAUCUGGGAGGACCAGCGCCGAAAGAUUCUGGACAUCCUCACGUUUGUCUUUGGAUACCUCUUACCCGUGACUGUGGUGAGCUUGGCAUACGCCAGGACCAUCAAGUUCCUCUGGACCUCUGUAGACCCCGUUGAAAGGAUCUCAGAGUCCCGUAAGGCCAAGCGUAAGGUCACCAAGAUGAUUGUGGCUGUCGCCAUCCUGUUCUGCCUCUGUUGGCUUCCCCACCAUCUGGUCAUCCUCUGCUUCUGGUUUGGCCACUUCCCCUUCAACAGAGCCACUUAUGCCUGCCGCCUGGCUUCCCAUUGCCUCUCGUACGCCAAUUCCUGCCUCAACCCCAUCGUCUAUGCCCUCAUCUCCAAACAUUUCCGAAAGCGUUUCAAGCAGGUCUUCACCUGCCUCUUCUUCCAGAACAAGAACAGGAAGAAGAAGAAGCGAGUCGGAAAUAAAGUCCAUGUGGUCAACGUGGGCAAAGGCUUCACCAACAGCACCAGAGGAUUCUAUGGAGGCAACACAGAGGUGACCCAGGUCCCACGGGAGAACACCAGGAGGAGGGACACUGAAGGUGCCACCCACGCCAGAGCAUGGACUCACCAGCUGCACGAUGCCACGGUCUCUGCUCAAAAAGAACUGCUGGAGGAGGAAAGCUUGGUAACAGCUGGCAAUCUCCUAGCCAUGACCCCUCCAAGAAGAUCUCAGGAGUGUCUGACUGUUCACUACAAAUGAGCAAAGCAAAGAAACCUCUUUUCCAGACAGUGAGUCAACACUCCAUUCCCAAGCAGGAAGAAUGAGGGGCAUUGAUAUUUGUUCAUCAUGCAGAGUUUCAUCUCUUCCUUCUGGGGCUGAAGGACCUGUUGCUCUCUGAGUGGUGAUGUUAUUUGGUAGAAUUAGCUCCAUGUGUGUGGUUUACUGACUUGGCAAGACACUUUUUUCCAUGUAAUGACAAUUGUAGUGGCACCCAUGUGCACUUAGUUCAAUCUUUUCUCCUCAGUGCCCCUUCCAACCUAAUGGAGAGGGCUUCCAGGAGAGCGUGAGGCCUGCACCAGUCGGUGGGCUGGGACAUCUUCCACAACGGUCAUCACUGUGGGAUUGCUGUGGGACCCAUAUCCUCCUGGGAGCAAAACUUACCCCUGCUUUGUUCCCUGUUGGCCACCCUAACCUGAACAACCACAGAGGAGAUUUUGUUUGUGGUAGCAGUUGAACGACACCCCACAGGAUGGCUGAGCAU